AUGGAGUUUAGUGCAGAUCUAAUUGAUGAUCGUGUUUGGCUUGGAAGUCUUGAUGCUAUGGAAAAUACCAUUGCAUUAGAUAGUCUUCAUAUUACACAUAUUAUAAGUAUAAUCAAUUCAGAAUUACCAACUGACGCAAAUGAUAAUCGUAUACGUAAACAUAUUCGUGUUGAAGAUAUGGAAACAACAGAUUUAUUAACUGAAUUUGAUUCAUGUUAUGAUUUUAUUGAUAAAGCUUUAUCAGACGAUUCAAAAAGUAAUGUACUUAUUCAUUGUCAAGCUGGUGUAUCUCGUAGUGCAACAAUUGCGUGUAUGUGGUUAAUGCGUCGGUAUAAAUUAUCGGCUAAUAUUGCAUUAAAACGUUUAAGACUUGCACGUCCUAUUGUUCAUCCAAAUCCGAGUUUUUCAGCUCAAUUAUAUUUAUUUGAACAAAUGAAUAAUCAAUUAGAUCUUAAUCAUGGAUUGUAUAAAGAAUUUCAAUUUGAACGUACUCGUGCUAUUUAUAUUAAUCAUGAUACAGAAAAUGAUGGAAUUGAUGGGAAAAAUAAUCUUCGUCAACAAUUUCACCAAGCAUUUACACUUCCUUAUGGUCAUGCUACAUGUACUAUUAUAGAAACAUACAUAUGUCGAGAAUGUCAUAGAGAAUUAUUUACUAAUGCUGAUUUAUCACGACAUUCUGAAGGUGGUGGAUUAUUUGAUUGGUUUAUGAAAUAUGGAGUUGAAAAACAAAUGAAAUCCGAGCUGGAAAAAGAAUGUCACCAGAAACUAUUUACAAAUUAUCUUGAAUGGGUAAUGAUUCAAAUUGAUCAACCUGAAAAUGCUCAUUUUGAUACUAUUAAAUGUCCGCAAUGUUCUACAAUUGUAGGAAAAUAUAAUUUAAAUGGUGCAAAAUGUUCUUGUAGUAGAUGGGUAACACCGGCAUUAUAUUUUGAUAUCGAUAAAAUCGAACAAAAAGCAAUUACAAAAAUGAAUAUCGAAACGAAAAAUAUUUCGUCGUAA
Messenger RNA from Adineta steineri, 999 nucleotides. NCBI's taxonomy places the organism in Eukaryota, Metazoa, Rotifera, Eurotatoria, Adinetida, Adinetidae. The record is from the annotation of a GenBank genome assembly.